Molecule: messenger RNA, 2233 nt
Organism: Pistacia vera
Lineage: Eukaryota; Viridiplantae; Streptophyta; Magnoliopsida; Sapindales; Anacardiaceae
Product: proline-rich receptor-like protein kinase PERK1
Exons: 8
Coding region: 160-2157 (665 amino acids)
Biological process (GO): protein phosphorylation
Molecular function (GO): protein kinase activity; ATP binding
Source: RefSeq, a predicted model, not a curated record
UCUCUUUUCUCUCUCCCAUGUGAAAUAGGUUUCAUUUGUCCUAAAACUAACACCAAACACAAUCCCUUCCAACUAACCAAACUCCAUAACUCUUCUCUCUCUCUCUCUAAUUAAAAGUUAAACUUUUAAUUUUGAGAGAGAUCGUCUACAUCACCACCAAUGUCGUCGUCACCGCCGCCGGGGUCCGCCCCUGUAACACCGGCGCCCACCUCUCCACCCUCAACCAACACUACAUCCCCGCCACCAACUACUCCCGCCGCUCCACCACCUGCCACUCCUGCAUCUCCUCCUCCAGCCACUCCAGCUACGCCACCACCUGCCACUCCAGCUGCACCCCCACCCACCACUCCCGCAUCUCCACCACCACCAACCACUCCAGCCGCUACUCCACCCGCCGCCUCCUCACCUCCAACACCACCCUCCUCUACCCCCCCGCCUCCAUCCUCUACUACUCCAUCUCCUCCUCCACCGUCAAAUCCUUCGGGUGGAAACUCACCCCCGCCUCCAAGAAGUUCGGGGACACCGCCGCCGCCGACUGCUCGCAGUCCACCGCCUCCACCUAGUUCGUCGUCUUCUAGUGGUGGUGGUGGGAUAAGUACUGGGUUAGUGGUGGGGUUAGCGAUAGGAGGACUGGCUAUACUUGUGGUGGUCAGCUUGUUGUUUCUUUGUUGUUGUAAGAGGAAGAAGAGGAGAGAUGAUGAGGCUGGUUACUAUAUGCCUCCACCACCUCCUGGCCCUAAAGUUGACCCUUAUGGUGGCCAGCAGCAUCAGUGGCAGCAUAAUGUCCCUCCGCCUGCUGCUCAUGUUGUCACAACGAUGCCAAAACCCUCUCCUCCACCUCCAGUUGCAUCACGUCCACCACACUCACCAGUUCAUUCUCCUUCUCCUCAGCCGCCGCCACCACCACCUUUCAUGAGCAGUAGUGGAGGCUCUGGCUCCAAUUACUCAGGGCCUGACAAUUCACUCCCACCACCUUCACCAGGCAUUUCUUUAGGUUUCUCAAAGAGCACAUUUACAUAUGAGGAAUUAUCAAGGGCAACUGAUGGCUUCUCAGAUGCCAACCUCCUUGGACAAGGUGGUUUUGGGUAUGUACACAAAGGAGUCUUACCUAAUGGAAAAGAAGUGGCAAUCAAGCAACUGAAAGCUGGAAGUGGGCAGGGAGAACGUGAAUUUCAGGCAGAAGUUGAAAUUAUCAGCCGAGUACAUCACAAACAUCUUGUUUCCUUGGUUGGCUACUGUAUGGCUGGGUCACAAAGAAUGCUUGUUUAUGAGUUUGUUCCAAAUAACACUUUGGAGUUUCACUUACAUGGAAAGGGGCGACCGACCAUGGAUUGGCCCACCAGACUGAAAAUUUCUUUAGGUUCUGCCAAAGGAUUGGCAUAUCUUCAUGAAGAUUGUCAUCCUAAGAUUAUUCAUCGUGAUAUUAAGGCAGCUAACAUACUUCUGGAUUUCAAGUUUGAGGCAAAGGUGGCAGAUUUUGGACUGGCAAAAUUCUCUUCUGAUCUCAAUACACAUGUCUCCACAAGAGUAAUGGGUACAUUUGGUUACUUGGCUCCAGAGUAUGCUUCAAGUGGAAAACUCACAGAGAAAUCAGAUAUUUUCUCCUUUGGGGUCAUGCUUUUGGAAUUGAUUACUGGACGCCGACCUGUUGACUCAAGCCAUUCUUACAUGGAAGAUAGUUUGGUUGACUGGGCAAGGCCUGUGCUUAACCGAGCUCUGGAAGAUGGAAACUUUGACAGUCUGGCUGAUCCAAGGCUGCAAAAUGAUUAUGACCACAACGAGAUGGCUAGGAUGGUUGCUUGUGCAGCCGCUUGUGUGCGUCAUUCAGCACGUCGCCGGCCAAGAACGAGCCAGAUAGUCCGUGCUUUGGAAGGAGAUGUGUCUCUAUCUGAUCUUAAUGAAGGAAUUAGACCUGGACACAGCAAUAUUUACAGUUCUUACGGAAGUUCAGACUAUGAUACGAUGCAAUACAAUGAAGACUUGAAAAAAUUCAGGAAGAUGGCAUUGAACAGCCAGGAGUAUGGAGCAAGUAGUGAGUACAGUGCACCUACAAGUGAAUAUGGAUUAUACCCUUCUGGCUCAAGCGGUGAAAACACGCGAGAAAUGGAGAUGGGAAGGAUGAAGAAAAACAGUCAAGGUUUCACUGGAAGCUCUUAACAACCGAUGUUCCAAUUUUUUUUUUCUGUAAAGUCACAGGCCCCCUUUUUUUUAAUUGCAAGAAUGCUGUUCUGCA